Messenger RNA from Podospora anserina S mat+, 1296 nucleotides. RefSeq lists its product as uncharacterized. The record is from RefSeq and is a predicted model, not a curated record. The coding region runs from base 1 to 1296 and encodes 431 amino acids. The transcript has a single exon. NCBI's taxonomy places the organism in Eukaryota, Fungi, Ascomycota, Sordariomycetes, Sordariales, Podosporaceae.
AUGGUACUACAACUUGACACCAAAGCAUCGGGAACAAUCGUCACCAGCCGUGUCGAUGCACUUAUCACCACACAUAUGAACGCAGUGGGUGCAUACUCUUUAAACCUCGAUACCGCCAAGGGAAGCGAAACCGACCUCGCUGUCUAUGCUACUGGGACUGUAUCGGUACACGGCGACGAAAACACAUUCUCAAACGAGCUGUGUCAAAUCAUCAGUUCAGAGUUGACGAGAAGAGCGCAUGGCAUGUUUCUCUGGGCCUCACUUGCUUGGGCUUUCUUCACCGAUGGGGUUGGUAUCUGGACAAAGAAGAUUAUAGCACAAAGGUUACAAGUCCUCCAACAUCUACUACCUGGCAUGGAGUCGCUCUACCAACGGACACUAGACGAAGUGGGCCUCAGAUAUCGAAACGAUUUGCUGCAUUCGCUGCACCCGAUUGUUUCUGCGGCAAAACCGCUAACCGUCGACGACCUUUCAAUUGCGCUCGCUUCAAGAGAACGGCGAGAUGAACUACGCGACAUUGAUCCUCGACUCAACGUGCAAGCCUUUUUCCGAAGCGCGUGUCCUCAUCUCAUCAGGAUUGGUAAGACGGGAAUGGGAACCCUGGUUCACUUGUCAUGCAAGGACUACCUCAUUGGAGCUCCUAUGAUGAACAACAAGCCAAACAAUUCCCAUAUCGACGCGGUUACUGCCAAUCUUGAGAUGGGUCUUGAUUGUCUCUCAUAUCUCGCACUUGACGGAUUUGCAACCCAUGACCUUGGAAUUGCGUGUGAGCAGCACAAGUUUCUCUCGUACGCCUACGAAUACUGGUUUCACCAUCUUGAGGGCCGCAACGAUCUAGCAGAAGACAUUUGGCACUACCUUUCACGGCUUUUCGAUCUGUCAACAAAACGUGUGAGAUGGUAUGAUAUUAGUGAGCUCGUUCUUCGUCUGUGGCACCAUAACUUGUAUUGCCUGUUCGAAUCAGGGGUCAAACCGCCUUUUCAGCUGAGUCUCAACAUUACCGACACUUACGGCGAUCACUUCAUACAUGUUGUCGUCACCAAUAUGCGCAAGUUGCCACUUGAGGCUAUGCGCUUUCUGACCAGCCUAGGCCUAGACAUCAACGGCAGAACUCGGUUCAGACAGGCUCUAUUACACAGGUGCAUUCGAGAGUGGCAAGGUGAACAAGACCUCGCCAUCCUCCGGGAAGAAAGCGGCGAGACUCAGAAAGGGACCACCGAACCAUUUGCAUCAGAGAAAGCACUUUCCGAGAUCCUUUCCUUUCCUGGGGUUGGCCCAGACGUGGUUGGCCUGUGA